AGGACGAAAUGCGAGCCGAGCUCAAAAAAGAUGCUAUAAAAAAAAGAUGCUCGCGUGCAGGGUCUCUAUGCCUUCUUUCAUCUCAUCUCAUUCACUUUGACAUUUCAACAAUGGCACCCCGCGCAAGCAUUGUUCUGUACUACGACAUUGUGUCGCCCUACAGCUAUUUCGGCUUCAAUUUGCUUAAGCGCUACAGGCAGCAGUGGAAGGAUGUCGACGUUGUGCUCCAGCCAGCAUUCUUAGCUGGACUCAUGAGUACGGCCAAGAACCAGCCUCCGGCCACUGUCGCUGCCAAGGGCGCCUAUAUGUUCGCGGACUUGAACAAUGUCAGUGCCGCAAGUGGGAUCCCCUUCAAAUUCCCUUCAGAGUUCCCUGUACUUACCAUUCAGACUAUGCGUCUACUCAUCGUCCUCCAGAGGCACGAAGCAGACAAAUACGAACAGUGCAUCGAAAAGCUCUAUGAGGAGUACUGGUGUAAUGACAAGAACGUUUCUCAGAAGGAUAUUCUCAUUAGUGCCCUGACUCCCAUCAUCGGCUCCGAGGCCAAAGUUGAGGAAUACUACGAGAUGACCGGUCAGAAGGAGAUUAAGCAGGCAUUGAUCGACAAUACUCAAACCGCUUUCGAGGCAGGCGCGUUUGGCAUGCCCACAUUUAUUGUCAAGAAGGCUGGAUCAGAUGAGGAGCACAUGUUCUUUGGCUCGGAUCGAUUCGAGUUGAUGGCUUCUGUCUUGGAGCUGCCUUAUUACGGACUUGCGCCCAAUCCUGCUGCCAAGUUGUAAGAGAUUAAAAAUAAAACUCCUUGCCCCGCAGAACUUCACCAGGGGCCGUAUCGUCA
Molecule: messenger RNA, 835 nt
Organism: Gamsiella multidivaricata
Lineage: Eukaryota; Fungi; Mortierellomycota; Mortierellomycetes; Mortierellales; Mortierellaceae
Product: DSBA-like thioredoxin domain-containing protein
Exons: 5
Coding region: 9-779 (256 amino acids)
Biological process (GO): glutathione metabolic process
Cellular component (GO): mitochondrion; peroxisome
Molecular function (GO): glutathione peroxidase activity; glutathione transferase activity
Source: RefSeq, a predicted model, not a curated record